Guillardia theta CCMP2712 is the source of this 1547-nucleotide messenger RNA. RefSeq names its product vacuolar protein sorting 53 (gene VPS53). Gene Ontology annotation, cellular component: GARP complex. The coding region runs from base 51 to 1547 and encodes 498 amino acids. Lineage: Eukaryota; Cryptophyceae; Pyrenomonadales; Geminigeraceae. The transcript is spliced from 4 exons. Gene Ontology annotation, biological process: retrograde transport, endosome to Golgi. The record is from RefSeq and is a predicted model, not a curated record.
CACAAUUCUGAUCCUCCAAUUAUACACGCGUCCACGAAUCCCUGGGCACAAUGUCCAAAGAAUUCCCAGAGCUGCGACGAGGAGAGUCGGAGCAGCUGAUCGACCAGGCCAUCGCAGAUGUACUUCCUUCAGAGGAUCCGUUCGAGAGCCCCAACUUUGACGUCAUCGCCAUGCUCAACAAGCACUUUCCCAACGAGCUAUCGCUGACUUCCAUUGAAACGACCUGCGAUCGACUUGCCGUUAAGAUGAACGAGCUUGACAUCUCCAUCCUCCAUGCGGUGGAGCUGCAGAGCAGUGAGGGCGAGGCGGCCAAGCAGGACCUGGAGCGAGCGAACCGAUCAGUCUCAGAGCUGAUGGCGAACCUCAAGAGUAUCAAGGAGAGGGGGGAGGCGACCAAGAGCAUGGUCCACGAGAUCUGCCGAGACAUCCAGACGUUGGACUUUGCCAAGCAGAACCUGACGACGACCAUCAUCGCGCUGCGGAGGCUGAACAUGCUGGAGAACGCGAUCGAGCAGCUGUCGGAAAUGACGGCAGCUCGAGCUUACAAGGAGGCAGCGAACCUCCUGGAGGCCAUGACGCAGCUGGCCGCCAACUUCGACGCAUUCAAGAACGUCCCCAAGGUUUGCGAGCUCCUCGCCUCCGUACGAGCCCUGCGGUCGCAGCUGCAAGCUCAAGUGCUCGAGGAGUUCAAGCUGCACAUCAACGUCACGAUGCCGGAGGACGUGUCGUGCAUGCUCAAGGACGCGGCCCAGGUGGUGUGCGUACUGGGGCAGGGGCUGAUCCUCAAGCUCGUCAAGUGGUUCUCCGAUAAGGAGCUCGGGGAGUACGAGAAUCUGUUCGACCCCUCCAAACAUCCCGCGGGGCUCGAGAGCGUCGAGAAGAGAUUCGCAUGGCUGCGUCGCUGGCUCCGCUCCUUCUCCUUCUCGUACGGGGAGGUGAUGCCGAGCAGCUGGGAGGUUCCUCGGGUGGUGUCGGAGGAGUUCUGCCAUAGGACGAGGAAUCAUCUGGCGCAGCUGCUGCAGAAGAAGAGCAAGGAGAUGGACGUGCGGCUGCUGAUGCACGUCAUCCAGAAGACGAUCGAGUUCGAGCAGGAGCUCUCGGGGCGGUUCUUCGUUGCUGGAGUCGAGGCGGAGGCGGAGGGGAAGGCAGGGGAGGGCGAGGGGGCGUCGAACGAGGGCCGCAUGAAGUUUGCCGUGAACUGUGGGAGUGAGAACAGGAGGAGUGCGUUCGAUCGAAUCAUCAGCCGAGUGUUCAAGCCCUACAUGUCGCUGUUUCUUAAGCUCGAGCGCGCGCACAUGGCUGACCUUGUCAAGUCGCUCCUGUCCAAGGAGGACUGGGGAGCAGGGCUUGACAACGAGACAGAGGAGGAGGAGGCGCCUGUGCUGUCCAGCACGGGAGAGCUCUUCCUGUACAUCAAGAGAUCCUUGAAUCAAUGCAGCGCUGUAGACACGGGGGAGACUCUGCUGCACCUGUCACGUGCGUUCGAGGAGACGCUGAUCCAGUAUGCGCAAGGGCUUCAUAAGCACAUCGCCGAGAAAGCAAGGUGA